CAAAUGCUAAAACUAGUACUUGUUUAAUACACUAUAAUUUAAAAUUAGAAACGUUGAGAAUUAGUGUUUAUUUCUUUGUAAAAAAACAUACUGAAAGUAGUUUGAACAGUGUCCACUUCUUUUCAUAUAUUGCACCUUCAGAUAUUUGAAAGGUAUAUCCUUAAGAUAAGGAACAGGCAUUUUUUUCUGUGCUUGGCAGAUUGGCAUAUUUCUUUCUAAUUUUGGAUUAGCUUCCAACAUUUUGUCCUUUGUACUUUCAGUGAUGUGAAAUAUCUCAGAGAGUUUCUUUAAUGUGAAGCUUCUUGCCAGUGGCACUUCCUCUAGGGCAUCUUUAUCCUUUUCAUCACAACCGCUUUUCUUAUUUAUGUCACUACUUUUGCUUUCACUAAGUUGUUCUGGCUGCCCAUCUAGUGCACAGCAGCAGGUGUCACCAUUCCUCAGCCCCCUGUUUCUUCUGUAACUAUAAUUGCAUUUACUUUCUGUUGCAGCAUUAUACCUUUUCAUUUCUUUGCUGUUCAUCUUUAUUGGCUGUUCUCUAUGUCAGUUAUCUUUUUUUUGUUUGUUUUUGUCACAUGGUUUUUCACUGGAAGACAAGAAGGUAACAAAACUACAUAUCUCUGCAUAAACUGAAUAACAUGUUCUGUGAACAAUCACCAACACACUUUGAAAGAAGUGGGGUGACUGGUUACUGAUCGUAAUGUGCAUUUAUUUACAAAGUUACUUACAUAGUGAUUUGUGAACUGAAGAGUUAGCUAAGCUUGUGCUUUAUGCACUUGUUCAGCUAAUAUACCAUGCUGAGACUUUACCCAAGCUGUUGAGGGAGAGUGGUAUUAUUUAACUAACUUGUGGUAACUAAAAUGUGUCCAUUUUGGAACCAUACAAAACAAGGGCUUUCUGUGCUUAUCUGUAUUUACCUUAUUGAUGUCUUAGCAUAUUAAAAUGGUGAUAAAAUUGUCCUGGAGAGAGGGAGGGACACCAUACUGGAGACAAAGUGUAGGAACAGAAGCAUAGCUGAUAUGUGUAAAAAGGAUAUUUGUAAAAACAUAAUGAAAAUCUUUCUAUAGUGGAAGGAAAGAGAUUAGUACUGUGUGUUUUUUCCCAUAGUGACUGAGGCCAGUUUGAUUCAUUUUCACAAUCAUUUAUUGAAGUUGGGCCUAUUGCACCCAACAGCUAAAAGAAUGAAUAAGUAAUAACACAUAAAGAAAAGUCAUAGAAUAUACACUUUGAUUUGUUGCUAGAUGUAUGUAAAGUUAAGGGAUUUGGACACAGGCAGCCUGGCUUCAGAGCUGUGGGUCCAUGCUUGGUCUUUUCUUUUUUUUAAAUAUUUUUCAAAUUGAAGUGUAGUUGAUGUACAAUGUUACAUAAGUUACAGAAUAUUACAUAAGGUACAGGUAUACAAUAGUGAUUCACAAUUUUUAAAGGUUAUACCCCGUUUAUAGUUAUUAUAGAAUGUUGGCUGUACUCCCUGUGUUGUACAAUAUAUCCUUGUAGCUUAUUUUAUACAUAACAGUUUGUACCUCUUAAUCCCCUACCCCUGUUUUGUGGGUCCAUGCUUUUAAUUGUUACUGUUAUGACUUUGAACAACCAAAUCAGAGAGCUACGUGUGAAUGGAAUGUGUUUUUGUUCAUUUUUGAAAUCUCUGUAAAAUAUAGUUCUUGGAUUUGUGUUUUAAAAUCUGUUGUGACCCAAAACAAUCUCAGACUUUAAUAUUUGCAACUUUUUGUGUUAAAACCAAAUGUUUCAUCAUUAGAAGAAUAGAACUAAGUAUGAUAUCUUUGAUUACUAAUGUAAUGUUUGCUUUUUUAGAAUAAAAAUAUUUGUUUUAAUUACCUUAAGGUUUAGAUGUCUCCAGGAAUUUCAUAAAAUUGAAUUUAUUCCCUCUAAAAAUAUAGUGUAUCUAUUAAUACAUCACAGUUGUUUUCAAUUAUUAGUAAAAUGUAUUCGUGUUUUUCUUUGUUCACUGUGUAUAGAAUUGGCAACAUUUUAUAUUUGUGACCUGAUUUCUUUAAAUGGGUUCUUUAACUAUAUGAGUUAUUUCUCUACUUUGUUGGACUUUUAUCUCUAUGGAUUUGAAAUCCACUAAAAAGAAUGUUCUUUUAUUUCUUCCUCUUCUUUUGGUGCAUUAAUUGGCCUUUAAUUACCAUGAAAAUAAGAAAAAAGACGUUACCUAUGGUGAUACAAAUAUUUCUAAACAUUUUUUUAGUACUCUUUACCUGUUUUUCAGUUGGCUUAUUUUUUGAGUAGGCAGUACAUUUAUAAAGUUCAAAACUCAAAAGUUAACUGGAAGGACAUAGAGUGAGACGCUUCCUAGUCCUAUCCUUCAGCCACACAAUUCCUGUCUCGAACCUGUUGUUACCUUCAGAGAUAUUUUAUGCACCUACAACCAAAUCUACAUUAGCACACAUAUUUGCAUAUAUACUCAUGUCUUAGUUCAGAUUGGUAUAACAAAGUACCAUAGACUGGAUUUCUUAUAGACAACCGAGACUUAUUUCUCACAGUUCUGAAGGCUAGAAGUUUGAGAUCAGGGUGCCAGAAUGGUCGAGUUAUUGUAAGGAUCCUCUUGCUGGGUUGCAGGUUGCUGAAUUCUCAUAUCCUCAUGUGGUACAAACAGAUCUAGCUAGCUCUCUGGCCUCUGAUAAGGCUGCUAAUCCCAUUCAUGAGGGCUCCAUCCUCAUGAUCAGUUACCUCCCCAAAGCCCCACCUUCAAAUAACAGCACAUUGGGUUUAGGGUUUCAACGUAUGGAUUUUGUGGGUGAUGGCAAACAUUUAGUCCGUUGCAACAUAUACACUCAUGUGCUUACACAUGGUAUUACAUAAGUUGUUUCUUAUACAUGCUAUUCAAAAUGUGUGUCUUUUCACUUACCAAUGUAACUUUCAGGUCAGUCCCUCAAAAAGAGCUUUCUCUUUUUUAUGGUGCAGAAUAUUCCAUUGCUUAUGUGUGUCACAACAUAUUUAAUUUGUCCUUCUUGAUAGACAGUUAGGUUUCCAGUCUUUUCCUGUUUCAAGCAAUGUUGCUAUUGACAGUUGCACAAAGUUAUUUGCAUGUGUACAAGUAUUUGUAUAUGUUUUCAUAUAACCUAGUUUUUAACUUUGAAAAAUAUAUUCAUUUUUAUGUAUUAAUUUUAUAGAGUAUGUUUUAAUCCAUAGAUAGUUUCAAGAUUGAAUGGUAAUAGAACAUAAUACCAGUAAAUAUUGAUACACAGUUGUUUUCAUCGUUUUUAUUUUAAAUUGGAGGGAGAUACAUGGUUUUCUUUGUAACAUUUUCUACUUGAAUUUUAAUCAAACUUCUCUGAUGUGAAAAUUUUUGAUAAUGAGAUUUUCAGAAAAUUUACUUUCAGUAUCUACAUACUAAGUUAAUAUUAAUAUUCCUCAUUCCUAAGUUAAAAUAUUAAGGUUAACACAAUAAGGAGUGGAUAAUUUGGGGAUAUAGUAGGAACAGUAAACAUAUUUUUGAGUUGCAGUCUAUAGAUAUUAUAAGAUAUAGGCAUACCUCAGAGAGAUAUUGUGGGUUCAGUUCCAGACCACCACAGUAAAGUGAAUAUCAAAAUAAAGCAAGUCACACAUUUUUUUUUUGGUUUCCUAUUGCAUAUAAAAGUUACGUUCAUACUAUAGUACAGUCUGUUAAGUAUGUAUUAACAUUAUGUCUAAGAAAAACAAUGUACAUACCUUAGGUAAAAAAUACUGUAUUGAAAAAAUACUUUAUUGCUAAAAAUGCUAUCAUCUGAGCCUUUAGUGAGUUACAGUGUUUUUGCUUUUGGACAGUUGUGCCUUGAUGUUGAUGGCUGCUAACUGAUCAGGGUGGUGGUUGCUAAAGGUUGGGGUGACUGUGCAAUAUCUUAACCUAAGACAACAAUGAAGUUUGCCAUGUUGACUGACUCUUCCUUUCACAAUUUCUGUGAAGCAUACAAUGCUGUUUGAUAGCAUUUUACCCACAGUAGAACUUCUUUCAAAGUUGGAGUCAGUCCUCUCAUAUCCUGCCACUGCUUUAUCAGUUAAGUUUUUUGUAAUAUUUAAAUCCUUUGUUGUCAUUUCAACAGUCUUUACAGAAUCGUCACCAGGAAUAGAUUCCAUCUCAAGAAAGCACUUGCUUUGUUCAUCCAUAAAGAGCAACUGCUCAUUCAUUAAAGUUUUAUCAUGAGAUUGCAGCAAUUCAGUCACAUCUUCAGGCUCUACUUCUAAUUCUGUUUCUCUUGCUCUUUUGCCAUAUCUGAGUUACUUCCUCCACUGAAGCCCCUCAAAGUCAUCCACGAGGGUUGGAAUCAAUUUCUUCCAAACUCCUGUGAAUGUGGAUAUUUUGACCUCUUCCCAUGAAUCAUGAAUGUUCUUAAUGGCAUCUGAAGUGGUGACUUCUUUCCUGAAGCUUUUCAAUUUACUUUGCCCGGGUGCAUCAGAGGAAUCACUGUCUAUGGCAGCUGUAGCCUUAUGAAAUGUAUUUCUUAAAUAAUAAGACUCAAAAGUCCAAAGUACUCCUUGAUCCACGGGCUAUAGAAUGGAUAAUUGUGUUAGCAGGCAUGAAAACAACCUUCAUCUCAUUGUACAUCUUCAUCGGAGCUCUUUGGUGACCAGGUGCAUUGUCAAUGAGCAGUAAUAUUUUGAAAGGAAUCUUUUUCUGAGUAGUAGGUCUCAACAGUGGGCUUAACAUAUUCAGUAAACUGUGUUGUAAAUAGAUGUGCUGUCGUCCAGGCUUUGUUGUUCCAUUUAUAGAGCACAGACAGGGUAGAUAAGCAUUGAUUUUUAAGGGCCGUAGGAUUUUCAAAAUGGUAAAUGAGCAUUUGCUUCAACUUAAGGCCACCAGGUGUAUUAGCCCCUAAUAAGAGAGUCAGCUUGUCCUGUGAAGUUUUGAAGCCAGGCAUUGACUACUUCUCUCUAACUGUGAAAGUCCUAGAUGGUAUCUUCUUCCAAUAGAAGGCUGUUCCAUCUACACUGAAAAUCUGUUGUUUAGUGUAGCCACCUUCAUUAAUUAUCUUAGCUAGAUUUUCUGGAUAAUAUGCUGCAGCUUCUCUAUCAGCACUUGCCUUGUACUGUGAUCUUACAGAGACAGCUUCUUUACUGAAGCCAGCCUCCUAGCUUCAAACUUUCCUUCUGCAGCUUCCUCACCUCUUUUAGCCUUCAUAGAUUGAAGAGAGUGAGGUCCUUUCUCUGGAUUAGGUUUUGGCUUAAGGAAAUGUUGUGGCUGGUUUGAUCAUCUAUCCAGACCACUAACACUUUCCCCAUAUCAGUAAUAAGGCUGUUUUGCUUUCUUACCAUUCAUGUAUUCACUGGAGUAACACUUUUGAUUCCCUUCAAAAACUUUUCCUUUGUGUUUACAACUUGGCUGUUUGGUGCAGGAGGCCUAGCUUUUGGUCUGUUUCAGCCUUUGACAAACCUUCCUCACUAAGCUUAAUUAUUUCUAGCUUUUGACUUAAAAUGAGAGAUGUGUGACUCUUCCUUUCACCAGAACACUUAGAGGCUAUUGUGGGGUUCCUCAUCGGCCUAAUUUCAAUACUGUUGUUAUGUGGCAGGGAAUAGGGGGGCCCAAGGAAAGGGAGAGAGAUGAGGAAACUCCCAGUUGGUGGAGCAGUCACAACACAACAUUCAUCAGUUAAGUUCACCAUCUUGUAUGUGCAUGGUUUGUGGCAUCCCCAAAUAAUUACAGUAGUAACAUAAAAGACCAUUUAUCACAGAUCACCAUAGCAAGUAUGGUAAUAAUGAAAAAGUUUGAAAUAUUGUGAGAAUUGUCAAAAUGUGACACAGAGGCAUGAAGUUAGCAAAUGCUGUUGGAAAAAUGGUGCCAUUAGACUUGCUCCAUGCAGGGUUAUAAAAAGGUCAGUAAAGUGAAGCACAAUAAAAUGAGGUAUGCCUGUAGUUACAAGGCUAUAGGUUUUGUGGUAUAGUUAAAGCACUAUAGGUCCUGUGUAAAUGAUGAAAAUUUGAGGAUGUUUCCUCAUUAUAAUUUUUAACAUCUUUGUGCUCUAGGGAUUCUCACUAAUAAUUUAAUAUUUAAACUGCAGGGAUAAAUCAUGUCAUUCUCAGUGUGCACAGAUGACAACAUUGAUGUUAAUAUUUUUGAAUGUUAAUUAUGUACCAACCACCCUCUACUUUACAUGCAUUAUUUUAUUAAAUUUCACAAUAGCCAAAUAAGUACAACUAUCCCCACUUUCAGAUUAACUGAGGUUUAGAGAGGUUUUGUAACUGACUCAAGGGAACUUAAACAGUAAGCACCAGACCCUGAACUGGAACCCAGGUCUUUCUAACUGCAGUGCUAUAGUCUUAACCAUUCUGCUUACUUCUUGGGUAGGUGUGGCUAAAAGGAUUGCUGUAUGACCUCCACUCUUUCAGUCGUGUUCCCUCAGCUUACAAUGAUCUUUCCGCCCCUCUUUUCUUAGUACCAUAACAUCUCAUCUGAGAUACCACUUCCUCAAGGAAGCCUUCCCUGACCCACCUGUCUGAAUCAACCCCCUCUUUUAUAGGCUUCUGUAUCCCCACAUAUCUCUUAAUGGCACUUCCCAAGUUGUAGUUUUAUAUUUGUGUGAGGUGAUCUGAAUGAUAGCUGCUCUCCUUUUAGAUUGUAAGUUGUGUGAAGGCAACUAUGUCUAUUUUUUGCUUGUUAUGGUGGAAGAGUUUUGACAAACACUUUACAGGAGCUUAUGUCAAUAAUUGAGUUCCCAUGGAUUUUCAGAAGUAUACAUGAAAAUUAUCAUUAUGAGUUUGAAGGUACAUAUUUUGAGAAAAUGUUUUAUAAUAUUUCAACUUUUUUUUUUCUUUAUAGUGUUGAGGGACUCCAUGCUAUUGUUGUGUCAGAUAGAGAUGGUGUGCCUGUCAUUAAAGUGGCCAAUGACAAUGCUCCAGAGCAUGCUUUGAGACCUGGCUUCUUGUCUACUUUUGCCCUUGCAACAGACCAAGGGAGCAAACUUGGACUUUCAAAAAAUAAAAGUAUCAUCUGUUACUAUAACACCUAUCAGGUGGUUCAAUUCAAUCGUUUACCUUUGGUGGUGAGUUUCAUAGCCAGCAGCAAUGCUAAUACAGGACUAAUUGUCAGCCUAGAAAAGGAACUUGCUCCAUUAUUUGAAGAAUUGAGACAAGUUGUGGAAGUUUCUUAAUCUGGCAGUGGUUUCAGUGUAUACCUUAUCUUCAUUAUAUCAGACACCGUAUCAAUCCAGCAAUCUUUGGACACCAACAACACUUGUAUCCAUGUACUCAAGAAAGGGCCUCUUUUUCCACCUUCCGCUAGCGAAAAAGCCAGUAGAUAGAAUUUAUGGACAGAUUGAUUGUUAUCUUUUCUCGUGUAUGGCUUUUUCUUAUUUAAUGAGGUCGGGAUACCACAGAAAUGGUUCAGUCUAUCACAGCUCCUAUGGAGUUAGUCCAGUCACCAAAUACGCGUGAGAUUCUGUUCGGUGGCUCAGAAUCAAUAAGAUACUUUGAUCCACUUGAGCCGUGGAGUGUUCCCUAUUGUACAGUAUGCCAGGCCUGCAGAAUGAAGCAGACUCUUUUUAUUGUGAAUAAUGAGGACAUAUUUUUCUUCAUAUUAUUUUCUUUGUGUUGAGUGUGAAGAAGGUAAAAUGGCUUAGUAAAAGUAAUAAAAUCAGUACAAUC
Hippopotamus amphibius kiboko is the source of this 7572-nucleotide messenger RNA. RefSeq names its product late endosomal/lysosomal adaptor, MAPK and MTOR activator 3 (gene LAMTOR3). Bases 6627 to 7079 code for a protein of 150 amino acids. NCBI's taxonomy places the organism in Eukaryota, Metazoa, Chordata, Mammalia, Artiodactyla, Hippopotamidae. The record is from RefSeq and is a predicted model, not a curated record. The transcript has 4 exons. Gene Ontology annotation, cellular component: Ragulator complex. Gene Ontology annotation, biological process: positive regulation of TOR signaling; cellular response to amino acid stimulus.